AUAUUGUCGAGGACGGUGAGUUUGGACUAUAUUUAUUGUCAGGGAACAUAAGUUGUUAAUUUUAUUCAGGAACAUAUAUCGUCUGGGUACAUUUGUGUUAUAACUUUAUAACUCAUACUGCAUGAUCAACAGUAAUGUCUGUGCGAUCGUGUCUAGCGUCAAAACAAAAGGGAGAAGAUGCUAGUUCAUUCUCGGGAAAAUCAAGGCGAACUUUGGCAAGUAAGUCAAGUCACAGUUCAAAAUUCUCAACUGUGUCAAAAAGGAAAGAACAGUUAGCGCUUGCUCAGUUGAAGAGAAGCCAACUACUGAAACAGCACGAACUCGAACGAAGAAUGACAGAGUUGAAUUUCGAGAAAGAAUAUAUGGAAGCCCGAAUGGAAGAGGAACGAGCAAUCGUAAGUUUGAAUGUUUAUGAGAAUGAAUCAGAUAACAAUUCUGAGCAUGGAAAUGUUAACAAAAACACACUCUCAAUGAAUCAACAAGGGCAAGGACUAUCACCCCUUUCACAACCGUAUGUACCACAAGAGCAAAUAGUACAAGGGACUAAUAUAUCUUCACCCCAAGUUUCUAAGGUAUAUUCACCCGAAAGGCAUGCUGAACAGUACAAUGUGCCAUUGCAACUGACACAGGCAUACCCUCAACAAGAACAACCUGUACAGUCAAUUAAUAUCCCUUCACAACAAGUUUCUGAGACAUAUUCACCCAAAAGGCAAGUCGAACAGUGUGGUAUGCCAUUGCAACCCACCCAGAUGUAUAUUCAGCACGAACAACCCCUACAGUCACCUAGUAUACCUUUAUCGCUGAUUCCUAGAACAUAUUUACCCGAAGGGAAGGUCCAACAACCCACAGUUAAAGAGAUAGAUACAGGGGAAGAGAUGGUGAGAGCACUGCGACAAGUCGUGUCUAUGCCAAAAAUUAAGUACAUGCACUUUGACGGUGAUGCAAUAAAUUAUGCUUCCUUCAUGCAUAAUUUUGAAACAUGCCUAGAAAAGGACAACCCUGAUAAUUCCACUCGUUUGCAACUCUUGAUUCAACACUGCAAUAAUAAAGCCCGUGAUGCAAUUGAAAGUUGUGUAAACUUACCAGCUGAAGAAGGAUAUACAACUGCAAAGAAAACGCUGUAUGAGAACUUUGGAAAACCGCACAUAAUAGCACGAGCACAUAUUAACAAGUUACAGAACUUACCACCAUUGAAACAAGCCAAUGGAGCAAGUUUGCUGGAGUUUUCCAGGCACUUAGAGGUUGCAGAUAGAACGUUGACAAGUAUGGGGCCUGAAUAUGAAAGUGAGUUGAAUCACGUCAACACCUUGCGAGAGUUAACUCGGAAGCUGCCAUUAUUCCUGCGAGUAAAAUGGACAGAGCGUGCUGGUACGACGAUUGAAUCUGGCUCUAGACCCAAGUUUAAAGAUUUCCUCCACUUCGUGAAGAAAAGAGCAACGCUUGUAAAUAAUGAGUUUGGGGAAGAUCUUUGUGCGAGUCUUGUUAAACCGAAGGAAAAUGUGAGGAGAAAAGAUGGAUCGAGAGAACCCUCCCGAAGAUCAUCUUUAUUUGCAUCCGGCUUGGAUAAUCGACAGAGUCAUGGGAACGGAAGUGGGAAUUCGAUACGAUGCACGAUGUGUUCUGGCAACCAUAGAAUUUGGAGAUGCGAUAAGUUCAAGAAACUUUCCUAUCAAGAGAAGAAGAAAGUUGUGCAACAACGAGAACUUUGUCUUAAGUGUCUGAGUGAAGGCCAUUAUGCGAGAAAAUGUCCUAAAAUUCAUUUUAAAUGUCUGGUAGAAGGAUGCAGUAAAGGACAUAACACAUUGUUACACCCACCGCAACCUGAAGCUGCUAAGGAAGAAAAGGAAGACCAGAAACCUCCAGACCCAACUGAAACAACUGGCGGAACAGGAGAACAAGAAGUGAAAGUAACAGUUGCAACUGGGGCCGGCGAACGAGUGUGCCUAAGUGUUGUUCCUCUUAAAGUACGAGCAAAGGGAAGUAGUCAACCCGCCAUUAGAGCUUAUGCACUCUUAGACAGUGGAUCUGAAGUUACGCUUUGCCAUGAACGUUUGAAGAAACAACUUGCAGCAAGCGGAAGGAAGCUGGACUUCACAUUGUCAGGCAUGACCGGAUCGACCAAAGUAAGAAGUGAAUUGAUAGACAUUGAGGUGGCCUCACUGGAUGGUGAGACACUGAUCGAGUUGUCAAAUGUUAGAACUGUCAAUCAAAUGCCGAUCUCGGAAGCGUGUAUUGCAAAGAAAGGAGACAUUCGAAGUUGGUCUCAUUUACGUGAUCUGCCAUUACAAGAGUUGGAAACUAGAGAAGUUAUGUUGGUCAUUGGACUUCAAGAGAACCCUUCCAUGUUUUUGCCUUUGGAAUAUCGAUCUGGAGAAGAAAGGGAUCCUGUGGCAAUCAGAUACAGUUUGGGUUGGACGGUGAUCGGGCCCGUUGGUGAAAAAAUGGAUGGCAUGUGUGCGACAUCCAAUUUUGCUAGAAUGUCUGUCAACGCUGAUGAUUUUUCAACUGAAGAUCGUACGUUUGAAAGUCUGAAGGAAGCGAGUGAGUUUCUUACAGAAGAUCGUGCCAUGGAAGAAAGUGAGCAUGUAAUGAAGGAUAGAACUGGAGAAGUUAAAGAAGUUGAACGUGUUCAAGUUGAUCGUGAAAACACGGAUGAAGAUCUAAAACACCAAUUAGAAAGGCUGUGGAAAACAGACUUUGAAGGUUCUCUGGUCGAAACCAAGGUGUGCCCGUCGGUGGAAGAUAAGAAAGCGCUACAAAUAAUGGAAAAAACACUGAAGAUAGUGGACGGUCAUUUUCAAGUUGCUCUGCCAUGGCGGAAUAAUCCACCAUAUUUGCCCAAUAACAAGAUGGUAGCAGAAAGGCGGGGUUUGCUUCUGAAAAAACGCCUCCUCCGCGAUGACGAACUGUUGAAAAAGUAUCGGACAACGUUGAAUGAGUACCUAGAAAAGGGUUACGCUGAGAAAAUCCCUAAAGAGCAAUUGAACAUGGAGAACAGACCGAUCUGGUAUCUCCCGCACCACCCGGUUACGCAUCCCCUAAAGCCCGAAAAGGUUCGAGUGGUAUAUGAUUGUGCAGCAAGUUAUGGAGAACUUCGUUGAAUCAGCAGCUUUUGCAAGGUCCAGAUCAAACAAAUCAACUGACUGGCGUGCUUAUCCGAUUCCGAGAAGAAUCUGUUGCAAUGGUUGCAGAUGUAGAAGCAAUGUUCCACCAGGUCUUGGUGGAACCCCGCGAUUGCGAUGCAUUGCGGUUCUUAUGGUGGCCGAGCGAAGAUCUUUCUGGCGAGAUGGAGGAAUAUAGAAUGACAAGACACCUAUUCGGGGCUACGUCUUCGCCUAGUGUUGCUAAUUUCUGCUUGCGUAAAACAGCAGAGUUGCAUCAAGAUGAAUUUAACCCUGUGGCUAUAGAGACGGUGAAACGUAAUAUGUAUGUCGACGAUUUGAUGAAAUCAUCGAAGGAAACAAGCGAGGCGAUAGGCUUAGUGAGUCAACUGCGCCAUCUACUCGAAAAGGGUGGUUUUCGUCUCACAAAAUGGUACAGUAAUAGCAGAGAGGUGAUGAAAACGAUUCCCGAAACAGAAAGAGCCAAAUCUGUGAAAGAUUUAGAAUUGGACCGGCUGCCUACCGAAAGCGCUCUUGGCAUCAAGUGGAAUACCGAAGAAGAUAAAUUUGAGUGGCAUGUCUCGGAGAAAAUGUUGCAGUUAGUAAACGAAGCUUCGGUCACUCGGCGAGCGAUCGUAUCAGCUGUUUAUUCACUCUUCGAUCCCUUGGGGUUUAUUGCACCCUACGUAAUGAAAGCAAAGUUGUUGCUACAGAUGUUAUGUAGAAAAGGAGUUGGAUGGGACGAUCCACUUCAAGAGAACGAGAAGGCGCAAUGGAAACGAUGGUUGGCUGACCUUCCAAAGUUACAAGCAAUACGUGUAGAUCGCUGUUUCAAACCCGUUGGAUUUGGCGUCGUCAAGGAAAUACAGCUACACCUCUUCUCAGACGCCUCGCGACUUGGCUACUCGGCAGUUGCAUACCUCCGUUUAGAAGAUACCAAUGAACAGAUUCAUUGCGCGUUUGUUAUGGGAAAGGCUAGGCUUGCUCCCUUACGAGAGAUUUCAAUUCCAAGAUUGGAACUAACCGCUGCAGUUAUCUCCGUGAGACUUUCCAAGAUCAUACAAGAAGAGUUGGACCUGGAGAUAGAAAGAAUUUACUACUGGACAGAUUCGAUGUCUGUCCUGAAGUGCAUUAACAACGAAAGCAAGAGAUUCCACACCUUUGAAUCCAACCGCCUAACAGUAAUCCGUAGUGGCUCUGAUCCCUCCCAGUGGAUGUAUGUGAACCGAGAUGACAACCCUGCCGACGACGGUUCCAAGGGAGUUAAAUUGGACGCCAUGAUAUCUAAUGAUCGGUGGCUAAAUGGUCCUGAGUUUCUUUUGAAGGACGAAACACACUGGCCUACGAUGGUUCAAGUCCCGGUUUUGAAGUCUGAUGACCCCGAAGUGAGAAAGGAAGCUCAGAUUUACGCAACCACAGUACGAU
Molecule: messenger RNA, 4526 nt
Organism: Paramuricea clavata
Lineage: Eukaryota; Metazoa; Cnidaria; Anthozoa; Malacalcyonacea; Plexauridae
Source: the annotation of a GenBank genome assembly